AUGGAGGCUGAGCCCGCUAUCUAUCUUGCUCAAUUUGCAGACAGUAUAGUCCCGCGCAAUGGGACGUAUCCAUUUUAUUAUUCAGAGCGAGAGUCGAUACUCGAGGGAGUAAGCGACAAAACCCUGUCGCUGGCCGCGCCGUUGGUCGCGUACUGGGUCUACUCGCUGAUAUUCCAUUUCCUCGACGUCUACGGCACAGAUUGGGCGUGGUUGGCGCCUUACCGCAUCCACGAGAGUGCCGAAGUCACGUCAAGAAAUUUGGUCGGCAAGUGGCACGUCGUCCAGGCCGUCUUUGUCCAGCAGCUGAUCCAGACUGUCCUGGGAGUUCUUCUCGUCGAAGAAAAGAGCUCUGUAGCCGUCGACCACACAGCCAAGAUGGCGCGUAUGAGCCCUAUUUUGGUCCAGAGCACUCUGCUCUGGCUCGGGAAUCCAUACGUCGCCCAGGCCAGACUAGAGUCCUGGGGUGCAUCUAUUCUUUAUUUCGUCUAUUGGUGGUUCAUCCCCGUCGUUCAAAUCCUGUUUGCUUUGUGA
Molecule: messenger RNA, 531 nt
Organism: Serendipita indica DSM 11827
Lineage: Eukaryota; Fungi; Basidiomycota; Agaricomycetes; Sebacinales; Serendipitaceae
Source: the annotation of a GenBank genome assembly